Molecule: messenger RNA, 1587 nt
Organism: Acanthocheilonema viteae
Lineage: Eukaryota; Metazoa; Nematoda; Chromadorea; Rhabditida; Onchocercidae
Source: the annotation of a GenBank genome assembly
AUGAAUGUUACAUUACAGGAAGAAUGGUUAACAGAAGUAAUGAUGUAUCUUCAUUCUUUAGAAUUUAACAAUGAAUCGUUAUUGUCAGCUGUUUAUGAGCAAUGGCUUUAUACUGACCUCAAAAUAUCCACAAAACCACUGUUGUCUUUAUCUGUUGGCAGUUGUUCGACACCAACAAUGCUUGGAGGUAGUACUGUUAUACAGGUGAACUCAAUUGUUGAUAUUAGCUCGUCAAUGUAUUCGCAGUACAGGAAUUUAACGAAUAAAUUUGAGGACAAUUCUGGUUUCCAGCUAAAAAUGGGAGAAAGUGAAACGAACUCCGAUUUAUUUGUGAUUUUUCUUCAAACAUAUUACCAAAAUACGAAGCGUAUGCUUUUAAUGGAAGUAACAGACGGCCAACUGUCAAUGAAGGCUGUGGAAUAUGGUCCGUUAAGCGCUCUUUCUCUACUAACAUGUCCAGGAUAUAAGAUUCUGCUGACAAACAGUGUGUGCCUCCGACGCGGUAUUUUAUUGCUUACCGAAUUGAACUGUAUAGCAUUGGGUGGUGACGACGAUUUGCUUGUGAAAACUGGUCGUCCAGUUGAAAUAAUGAUGAAGCGUUUGAAUAUUGAUACCUCACUGCAGAGACAAAGCUCCGCAUUUUUAGGCAAGACAGAAAAAGAAAUUAAUCAGUCAGUGCUUCUCAACAAUUCAUUUUCAUUCAAAAAAUCUGUAGCUAAUAACAACAUUCAAAAGACUAACAGUAUUGUUCUUUCGCAGAAUAUGAAGCCUAUAAUGCAAGUGAAGCCACUUUCGGGUAAAAAAUUGCCUUCAGAAACUCCAAAGCGAAAAGUAAUAGCUACAAGUAAAACUUCACGGAUUGAACAGGCAGUGAAAAAUAUCAGACAGCAAAUGAACGUUUCAUUGAAUGAAAAUCCGAGUAAUUCGGGAAGUAGAACGCCAGUCGCUGCUCCAGCAACGAAGCAUUCAGAGGAUUUUUCAACACAUGCUGCACAUGCUAAACGCAUGAAAAUAGAAGAGAUUGACAGUGAAGCUGAUAUCAUUUUGCUUGAAACUCCAACACCGAUAAAGGAGGAAGUAAGCGAAGAAAGUAAUCGGAAAAAGACUAACCUACCUGCGACACCUGAAAUGAUUGAUAAUGAUCCAAUUAUUGCUGCUUACAAAAGACUCGGAGUUGAAUCGAUUGCAGCAGCAUUACAAGCAAUGCGGUAUGCUGUUGGACCGAAGCGUAAAAUAUUGGAUGCUGUAAUGGAAACAAAACCAUUGGAACCGCUACAUGUGAACAAUGAUGGAUUAUGGGCACUAACUGUGGCGCUAAGCGACGGAAGUUACGAAUGCUUAACGUGCCUCGUAUCGCAUAAAUUUCUUACAGAACUGAUUGGUUGGACUCCGGAUGAAGCACUUGAUGCCCGCGCAAGUAAAGAUCCAGCACGGCGAAAGGAAGGCACGCUAAGAAUGAAAAGUGCUGGGCAGUCAAUGCGUAGAUUAGAUUUAAUCUGGGAAGUUGAAUUCUUUCCACCCGGUGGAUCCACUCCUAUAAUUCACAGAGUUGAUACAUAUGCUCAAAAAUUUGGUCUGAUUCGAUAA